AUGUCGCUCUUUAAAUCUUUACAGAACAGCCCUAGGAUUAUAAGCGUUUUCACGCACGACGUAGGAUUCAAACCGGCUUCUUCGAUCUUGCAAGAACUCCGGGCAGACCAGAAUCCAAAAUUUGACAUUGAAGUACACACCAAGUUUCCUACACUCGACCAGUUGAAGUACAUGCAGACUAUUAAUGCGAGCCUAGUGGGCAAGCAGGUGCCCCAUCUCGGCACUCUUUUGACCAAAUCCUCGUCGAACAGUGUCUUCGGACAGGACUUAGGGGACAGCGUAAAGGCCGGCAACUGGAACUCGAAGACUGCGCUGUGGGUGGACUGGGAGAAAAAAAAGAUGGGAACAGAUGCGCAGAGUGUCGAGAAGGCACUGCGGCCGCAGUGA
Molecule: messenger RNA, 387 nt
Organism: Lachancea mirantina
Lineage: Eukaryota; Fungi; Ascomycota; Saccharomycetes; Saccharomycetales; Saccharomycetaceae
Source: the annotation of a GenBank genome assembly